AUGUGAAAUUUUAUUGGAAGCCAUAAUAAAUUUUGGAUAGAAAGUCGGAGACAAAAGAUAGAGGAAAUUGUUAAUAAGAAGCCACUCAAUACAACAUUCACAGGACUACCAUUGAGCGAGCCAAAUAGCCCUAGUCGCAAAGACGGGUUUUUGAACGAUUUAUGGUCUUGCACCCCAAGCGAUUGCUCUGACGAAGAAAGAUACAGAGAGAGUAUGUCUGAACGGCUAAAUUACCGUUUGAAGCUAGAAACGGAGAAAUUGUACUAUCAUUUAUCAAAGAAUAAAAUAUGUGUAGUUCCUUCACAGGAGUAUCAACAGGAUUUCUCAUCUCGUCCUUACUUCUCGAUCAUUCUGAAGGACAUGAAGUUCACUAAGGCUAAGCAAGAGGAAGCUAACCUCAAGCGUCAGAUGAAGAAGGAAAGUGAGAUUAAAUAAGCAAGAGGAUCUUUCACGGUCUCUUACUAGAGGAGCUACUCUUGGUAUGUACUCUUUCUUUUCUAUUGGUCUGAUACUUUUAUUAGGCUCCAAAAAUUACAUGACUCAAGGAGACAUUCAACGAGAAAUAGAGUUUUCUAAAUAAAGUUGGAAGGAUCAAGCGAGAUGGCCGAAAAAGAAACUUUCUCGAGGACGAGUUCAAGAAUAUCCAUAAAAGGAUCCCAUUUCUCAAGAUCAGUGGCUCUGUUGAUUAUAAACGCAAUAAGAGGCCUAAAUAAGAUUGAAGAAGUUAAUUUUGAAAAGAAAAUCAAAGAGGAAUAUGAUAGACGAAACCAAGCUAAGCUUCUGCUACAGGAGGCACUUUUUAGUAAAUUUACAAUGAAAAACGCGAAUGAUCGUACUUCUUAUAAGAACAUUGGGCAACUUCCUGACUUCACAAUUGAUGAUAAUGCCAAACCAAAGGAUCCUGGAUUCAAAAAGAACCAGAGUCAUCGGACGAAGAAAGAUCCUGCGAAUAAAGACUUGAUUGAUGCUUUAAAGGCCAAAAAGCAAUUCAGUGCAUCGAACAAGAAGAAGAUCACUAAAAUGCUGAAAAGCACUAUUGAGAAAUAAGAUCAACAAUUCAGUUUUACAGAAUGAGUUCAAGAAACUCCGAGUCAAUCUCGAGCUUAACAUCCUGAAAGAUCGGGAGAACAAGAAGUUGCUAGAUGUCUUGCUCCCAAGGAAAAGACAUAAUUCGAACAUCAAAAGAGUUUUAGAAAAGAGCAAGAACAUGCUCAAGAGAAAGUAUAUGCACCGAGUCAAUGCUUGUGAGAAAAAAUAA
This is a messenger RNA of Moneuplotes crassus, 1258 nucleotides long. The record is from the annotation of a GenBank genome assembly. Lineage: Eukaryota; Ciliophora; Spirotrichea; Euplotida; Euplotidae.